This is a messenger RNA of Suillus paluster, 1755 nucleotides long. Its product is annotated as P-loop containing nucleoside triphosphate hydrolase protein. Gene Ontology annotation, cellular component: chromosome; cytoplasm. The coding region runs from base 1 to 1755 and encodes 584 amino acids. The transcript has 6 exons. Gene Ontology annotation, molecular function: nucleic acid binding; 3'-5' DNA helicase activity; four-way junction helicase activity. Gene Ontology annotation, biological process: double-strand break repair via homologous recombination. Lineage: Eukaryota; Fungi; Basidiomycota; Agaricomycetes; Boletales; Suillaceae. The record is from RefSeq and is a predicted model, not a curated record.
AUGGAUUGCGAGGCCGUUUCUGUUUCCCCAAUGUCCCUUGCUGCGCUAGAUGCACUUGAGAACCUUCUGACAGAGUUUAUUGAACCUUUGCAUAUAUUCCAGCGCCAGAACAUUGUAGACUCUUUCGCCCGACUCAAUUUUCUUACAGAAGGAACAAAGCAACCAAAGCUGUUUCAACUUGAGUGCCUCAUGUCAUUGCUCACAUCAAGACAUGUUGUUGUCUGGGCUGCAACAGGUGCUGGCAAGACACUGGCAAUGAUCCUUCCCUUGCUGCUCUCUCCCAACAAGAUUGCAAUCACUGUCACACCAUUGAAGCUUUUGCAAAAAGAUCACGUCAACGAGUUUGUCCAGUAUGGCAUUCCCUCUAUCGCAAUCAACCAUGAUACCCCACAUGACAAGACACUAUGGAAUCUGCUGGCCGCUAUAAAAAACUUGCUUGUUGCUCUGGAACAAUUUUUCCUGGAAGGUGGACACAUUUCCCGCCUCGCUUUGCAGCUAAAAGAUCCAACAUUCACCAAGUGCAUCGGUUUCUUCUUCAUUGACAAAGCACAUUUCAUCAUUACUGCCGGAGAAGCUCAGAUAGGCGAAAAACUUCCCUUCCGCCCUGCAUAUGGAAAACUCGCAGAAGUAUUGAUCCAGCUUCCGGUGGAUGUGCCUGUCGCACUAUUUUCUGCAACUCUCCCUCUGCAGACACUGGAGAAGGUUUUAAAAUCUCUCAAUCUUCCGCGCGACAAGAUGGAUGUCAUCAAACUCUCUACCAAUCGCCUGAAUAUCAUGCAUGCAGUAAUACCCAUGCUCGACUCCAUCAAAAACUUCAGUAACUUAGAUUUUCUCAUUCCUUUUCCAUUCCAUCCCCCGAUGUCUUAUCCUCCAAAAUGCCUGAUAUUUAUCGACCACAAACUUCGCACUGCAGGUGUCGCACGAUACCUGAAUGGUUGUCUUCCUGAAGCUGGCAUCAAUGUCCCAGAUAUACGUCUGGUAGUGCAGUUUGGUGUUACCGUCAACCUCCUUGAACACGAGCAGCGGGCAGGGCGAGCUGUUCAAUACGAAGGUGUAUCUUGCUGCGAUCAACAUCUCGAUGAAUCCUGGAACAUCAACUAUUUCGUCCCUGGCCAAACUCUACAGUCAGUCAUCGCACAGCCCAUCAAUCACGAGCCAGGCAUAAACAUCGACUCAGAUGCACAAGUUCCACCAAAGAAGACUCGCAAGAAAUAUCGACCAACGAAACAACACUCAGCCUUGGAAGAAGUGCUCAAAGUCUGGCGUCAUACAGUCGUCUCGAAUGACACUGCUCUUCAAGGUUGGCCUGCCAAGUGGAUCCUUUCUGAUCAACAUAUUGAGAGCGAGGAGUGGAGUACGUUUUUCGGCAAUGGAGUACAUGGUGUCAUCGAUUCAUACAACAAGUCUCUCCCAAGGAAAGCACGACGUGUCAUGCAGAAGCCUCCUGCCAAUGCAACAGCUACUGACAGAGACCUCGAAUCCGAGGACGAUAACCCAGGACAACAGAUUCCUCAUGCUCUCCCUGUUGAUUCCAUUCCGCUUCUCUCGGACUUUGUGGCAGAUGUAUACGACACAGAUGCAAUACUUGUCAACCCAUAUAGCUCUGCAUCUUCACCACCUUCCAGCCAUUGUUCGACACCUGAUUUAGACCUCUCACUGUCCGAGUCUCUCACAGCACGCCAUUCAUGUCCUGCAUCAUUCGCACAAAUACAUGCCUCGCCAAAUUCACGACCAUGGAAGAGAGUAAUGCUAUAA